Molecule: messenger RNA, 11213 nt
Organism: Salmo salar (Atlantic salmon)
Lineage: Eukaryota; Metazoa; Chordata; Actinopteri; Salmoniformes; Salmonidae
Gene: tasor2
Product: transcription activation suppressor family member 2
Biological process (GO): negative regulation of gene expression, epigenetic
Cellular component (GO): nucleoplasm
Source: RefSeq, a predicted model, not a curated record
UCAUGGACAGUUUUCAGUUUGUGCUUGAUGUUCAAAAGCUCAAGCAUCUACUCAACUGCGUCUACUAGCGGAGUGGAGACAAGAAAGCAAAAUCAGUCUCAAAAUGGAUGCGGGGUGACAUAAGUUUCUGUUUCUUUUUUGGAAGCACAACUUUACGUUGAGUUAAUGUUACAUUACUCGGUGAAUAUAUCUAUAUAUAUGCUAUUUGUGACAAAUAUCUGAGUAUAGUGUCAGAAAAAUUCACAAAAUAUCGAAGUGUGUUCUAAUCGUGACGUUUUUCUUUUUCGUACUUCUUCCUGGUUGCAACGUAUGUGGAAACUUGCCUUUGGCACAAAGACUUCGCCAAAUAAUUCAUAUGGAUUGGCUACAUUUUUCUCGUAAUAGACAAAUUAAAAGUAUCGGAAUGUCAAUGGAAGACGGAGGUGGUCUGCGAAUGUCAAGAGGAGAAAAAGGCACAAACUGAUUUCAUACGUUUUUUUUUUCAACCAUGGAAAUCGAGAAUGGUGCCGCAAGAGGUGUUUUGUUACCUGUACUACCAGGUUCUGAGCCCUUCAACAACAGUAUUCUGCCUCCACUGCAGAACAUGUACAUGUAUGAGGAGUCGAAGCAGUCUUUCAGAUACAACGCUGCUUUCUUGAUAAAGAAUACCACCCUGCAAGAACGGUAUGAGGCCUUCCGAACGGAAAGGAGAGGCAUGGGAUACUCAGAGGAAGAACUGGAGGAGUCCUAUGGGUUCUUACUGUUUGACGACAAAAAUAAGGCAAAUAAACUGGGAGAAACUGGUGUACUCCCUGGUCACAGUACAUGCUCAACGCUUGGAGAUCCUUCAAAGGGUGUGUACGUGUCCAAGUACUCAGACUGCCUGGACCUAAACCGCUGGUACCACGGGAAGUCUGGAUACAUCGCCAUCAUCAGACUCACCAAGGGCAGAGUGAGAGAUGUGACAGAGAACUACACAGUGAACUACACCUCUCCCUCUAAUGGGUUUGACUGUCAUGUAUCAGAGCAGCUCAGUGCUGUGUCAGCCAACACCAGCUCCUUCCUGGCCUUUGAGAGAACACAGUACUACAUGUAUGAGCUGCCUGGUGGAGGGGCUGACUCGACAGUCCAGCCUCCCAGCCAUGUCUGCCCAUUCGCUAUAGUGGCUUUUUCCUAUUGGGAUACCAAGACACCUGCAUCAGAGGACCAAGAGAAAAGUGAGGAAGAAAAAACAGUGUUUCACUACUACCCCUGGAGGGGUCAGCUCCAAAUCAGCUCCCAGGUCUACCAUGUGGGUCUGAAGUCUAGCACUGGACCCCUGAUUCCAGCUAAACUUCCAACAGUAAUGGCAGUUGACGGAGCCAUUAAAAUGUCAGAUCUGAGGCAGAAAUUACCAAAGGCUAUAUUUGAAACCUGCUUCAUCGGUGAAGUUUCUCUGGAAGGAAUGUGUUGGAGUCUGUAUGAGUUGGCACCCAGUGAGGCUGAGGACACCUCUCUCUCUCAGCUCACACAGGAGCUCAAGGAGAAAGACCUGGCCCUCGCAAUACAACUGAAUGAUAGUGGUUUCCUUAUACUGUUACAUUCAUCUCACUUCCUCACAUAUGAAGAUGCUGGGUCCAAUAAGCCAGAGGUAUUGCAGGGGAUGUUUGUGUUUCCAGAUUCCAGAGCUAUACAGCGAGACACCAAGAUCUGCUCGGAGAAGCCCUCCCUCUCACCAGAGGGCCUCCAGGUGGUGCCUGCACUGAACUACGCAGAGACAGAGGUGGAAAAGUGCCUCCCUGAACAGAGUGGGGAGCUACGUGGUUUACUAGAGCAGCAUAUCCAGAGCUACGCUGCCCUCAUCCACCCUGGGCUUACUAUCAGUCCAUCCAGGGAAGCCAGCAUCUUCCCAGAUCAGUUUGAUGUUCCUGACGCCCUCAAAUAUCUCUACUCCACCCCAAAGUGGACUGAAAUGGGAUGGAAAUGUCUCAAGUCUUACUUCCACCAGCCGGGCUCCUUCGAGCUCUCUGUAUCCAGGGCCACGGAGCUCCUGGCGGCUGGACGAGAGGAGCGAGGGGAUGAGCCAGAUGAUGACGUCUACUACUGUCUAUCAUCUCCAGAAGGCCCCCCCAUGACUCCUGCUAGUCUGGGUGGCCCAGAGGAGGAGCAGUCAGGGGGACAGUCACCAGGAGACACAGCUGACACAGCCACAUACAUAAGUAAUGCACCGGCAGUAUCUACAGAGGACUUUGAGAAACCUGGUAUGACCAAGGCAGACAGCAAUGCACCAAAUAAAAGAGUAGAGGAAGAGAAGAACUUGUCUUCAAAGGAGGUGCAAGACAAGGUGCAACAUGUGCAACCCAAUGAGGUGCAGGAGGAAGUGCCCUCUGAUCUUACCAAGCCUGCCGUCCCAGCAGGGGACUUUGGGAAACCUGUCUUGAAGAAGGCUGACAGUAAUGCACCAGAGACAACUUUGAUUCCAAAAGAGGUGCAGAAGGAGCUUCCCUGUGAUCUUUCCCAGCCUGAUGUGUUGGCAGAUGAUUCUGGGAAACCUGGGAAGAACAAGGCCGUACCAGGGGUAGGAGUAGAGGAUGAAGGGACACAUUUGAACCCAGAGGAAGUCCAAGUGGAUAGGCAAAAGGAGGUGAACGAGGAUAUGCUUUCUGAUCUUUCACAGCCUGCAGUCUCUGCAGAAAACUUUAGGAAAGCUGGCCCAGCAGCGUUGGGUAAGGCAGACUGUAAAGCACCAGAGGAAGGAGUAGCGAAUGAAGGGACAAACUUGCACCUGAAAGUGGUGCAAAAGAAUAUGCCCUCUGGUCUUUCACAGCCUGCAGUCUCUGAAGAGGAAUUGAAGAAACCUGGGCCGGCCCUGGCAACCAAGCCCAACAUUAAAGCAGUAGAGACAGGAGUAGAGGAUAAAGGGGGGGAUUUGCCUAAGGAGGUGCUAGAGGAGGUUCCAUGUGAUGCAGUGUCGGCAAAGGUUUUUGCAAUAGCCGGUAUGACAGUGAUGACCAAGGCCACAGAGGUGACAGAGGUUUCAACCUCACCUGCAUCAGGUGACCUCCCAACAGUGCUAGUCAUCACUGCCACUGAAGGAACUGCAACCGUUGUACCUCAUAAUGACAACUUUGGCUUGAUCAAUACAGAGUCGAUCACAAAGAACUCCUCCAGUUUGCCACCAGCCAAAGUACAGGAGAGGGAUGGAAGUGCUCUCAAUGGGCAAUGUGGCAAGGCCAAUGAGGUCAAUAAUGUCUCUACAUCAGAUUGGAGGAAACGGCCAAGGAAACGGCGUAGAUUUAGCGGGUUGGGUAAACGGGUCUUGAGGUCUUCAGCAGCUGACUUUGAAGAGGAAGAAACUGAGAAGGGAUGUUUGGGUUCAAGUAAAGUCUUCUCAUUGAAAAAGAGGAAGGAAAUGACAGAUUUAGUUCAACUUAACCCAUGGAAAAAGAAGGAAACGAUGGAUGUAACCCAGGUUCGCCCAUUGAAAAUGCAGAGGGAACUGAUGAAUUUGACCCUAGAUCCCCCAUUGAAAAAGAAGGAAAGAAUGGAUGUAACCCAGGUUCACCCAAUGAAAAUGCAGAGGGAAGUGAUGAAUUUGAUCCAAGAUCUGCCUUUGAAAAAGAAGAAGGAAAGGAAAGAUUCAAUUAACUUUUACCCAUUCAAAAGUAAGGAAAGUAUUGAUCUAAUUCAAGACGGCCACCCAUUGAAAAAGAAGACGGAUCGGUGGGACUUGAAGGCAAUCAUCUCCGAAUGCGGUAGAGUCUUUGUCCCUCAUGGUUCAGAAGUUAUCGCCAAGGAUAUAGAAUCUUUGAAAGUUAUGGGGAAAGUGAUAGAUCACAAACAAUGUGCUGAUGAGAUGAUGGUUGAAGCUUGUAUCAAAGUACCCCAACCCAUAGAAACAGGAGAUGAAUCUGGCCUAGAGUUGAUAAAGUCAGAUGAAAACAAAGAGUCGCACAUAUGGAGUUCAGACAGUAAAGACCAUCCACCAAAGGUCAAAAUGGCUGAUGUAGACAAGAUGGCCUCUCAGAAACCCUCAGAACUGGUCCAGAGCAAAGACAUGGAUUUUCCUUCCUUAGAAAAACACAAAAAUAAUUGUCAAUUUGUUGCAAUAUCCCUCAGUAAACUAAAGACAGUUUUUUCAAGAAGGGGAAAGAGGAAAACACCUCUCAAACCUGUUUCAGGAGAUCAAAUGUUACCAUUGGACAAGAAAAGCAAGGCCGAUGCUGGCAUGGAUAAAAUGGAAAGUGUUCAUUUGAGUAAUUCCUGCAAAGAUACCCCGGACAGAACCACAUGUGCUGCUGAAGUUGCAAAGGAACAGACAUUUGGCCUAGACCCAAAAUUUGCACUAGCAUUAGGCUUGACUCCUAGGGAGUUGCAUAAUAAUGCACCCAAAUCUCCAGAAAAAAGUGAUAUCCCAUUGAAGAAAGACAUUCAGAGCAGACUGGACCUGGUCCCACCUCAAGCCACAUCUGACCAAACGUCUGAGGCGUUGCCUAGCUCCCCUUCAGCAACAAUAACCUUAACGGGUCGGGGGAGCCCAUUCAAAAUGAAAUGCAAGCCUGCAGACUCCAUAAGGAAAAAAUGGUGGUUGCACUAUCACACAGCAGCUUCUUUUGAAAAAGAGAAAGUUGCACAACCUAUGUCCUCCCAACUACUGACACUUAACCCUGAUGUCAGGCGUGUUGUCAGUAGGGGUAGGCCUCGCACAGUGAAGAAAGAUGCCAGUGAUGCAUCAUGCCCACCAGCAGAUGCUCUGACCCUUUUGGCCGAUUUGGCCCUCAGUACCAGUAACGACAAAGUACUGGAACAGCAGUCAGACCACCUGGCUCUUCAGCAACAAGAAUGCUGUCCAAGUUUGGUAAUAAGUGACAACAGUGUCAAAGAUGGUGGCUCUCCUCAUGAGCCAGAUGGUGAACCAGAGUCUGUCCUUCAUGCACUGCUGAAGCAGCCUUCUGCUGCUAGGCUUAAACUUCCCCCUCAGUCUCCGUCACCCAAGGGGCUGGUGGUGGGGAGUGGGGAGCGGGUUGUGUUAGUCUCACAAGAGCAUUCUUACUCACUGCCGCCAUCCUCCUCUCUACUAUUGGGUUUGUCAGGUUCAACCCUCCAAGUCCCCAUUUCAGAGGGACUUCAGCCGCAUCGCAAGGAUAUGGUCUAUGAUGACGGAACUCAAGCAUUACGGGCCGUCCUGUGUCAGGAGCAGGACCAGAACAGGAAGGAACUCGGGGAGGAACCCGGGAUGGCUCCAGAAUCCAUGAUGAAAGGCAUUGGACGCAGGCAGAAGUUCCGGCGCUUACGGCGGUUCAUCGAAAAAGACAGCUCAGUUCAAGUGACAAGGCUGUGGAAGGAAAACUAUGACUUUAAUUCAGACAGCAAGUUUACCAACGACCCUAUGGAUAAAACAGUUAUUAGAGCCCUACAUGGCCCAUGGGAUUUCAACAUUGACGACACAAACGAACAGGUUCAGCUCAUCAUCCACAUGUGGAUAGGUCUUUUCUACAGCAGGUCCACUGCUAGAUUCUUCCAGGCAGACCCAAGUCUUCUAUGUAUGGAGGAAAAAGAUUCUACAGAAGUGGAUCAUGGAAUGGUACAAGCCCAGGUUACAUCUGAGACCAAGACAAGUUCCCCUGCUUAUAUUGCCCUUUCCAGGAUCCCAGAACCUGAAGUUUUGGACCUUAGUAAUGUGGGUAAAAAAGAAUCACAACCAUUAAGCUUGGAACCUGAGGUAUUGGACCUUUCAGUGAAAACAACCUCGACUGUGUUAGAUUUCACUGUAGACACAAAGGAUUCCCCUGAGUCCAAGCAAAGAAUAGAUUUAAAAAAUCCUUCAGUAUACCAACCAGAAAGUGGACUCCACAAGGAAAUCAUCUCUUUUCACAAACAAAGUACAGGUCUUGAGUUAAAGGUUUACAGAGACCGUGUGGACAGCAUGAUGUCAGACAAAGCGAGUGAACUGGAUGAUGAUGAAACUAACAACCAUGAGAAUGACAGCAAUGGUACCCUCCAAAAUGAUGUGUCCCCUAACAGAAGAUCUUUGGAAAGUGAUGGAUCGUACAUUCUCUUGUGUGAACAGGCAGCAAGUGUGUACAUUAAUCCAGAAAAGGCCCUGGAGACUCAAAGAAUUGCCCAGGGUUUGGAGGGCAAAGCCAAAAAGGAAAUCCAAAAGAAAGAGAGGAGCCAUGAUGGAGAACAAAACAUAGCAAGUCUUAAAACCAUGGAAUCUAAAGAUGUUGAUGAGGCGCAACAAGUUAAAGAUAACGAUUCAGUCAAAACAAUGUCAUGCACAGAGGUGCUGGGGGAUGGUGACAUUACCAAUAUGGCUGACAGAGUUGAGCGUAAUGCAAGUGAAUCCAGAGAUGGGUCUGACGUUGCCAUCUGUGAUGGCAGUGAGUCAAAAACGCACAACGCAUAUCAUAGCAUGAAGGAUUCUGUUGAAGCAGCAAAAUCACAAGCAGUGCAUGUUGGGAAAGACACCACAAACAAGGAAAUCAAUGCACAACCUGCUGGGAAUGAUUCCAUUGAUAAGGCACUCAAAGAAAUGCAUGAUGAAAAUAUUCCCAAAGAUGUGUCACGGGAUGAUGGGAACUCCAAAAAUGAGGUGCAAACUGCAUUGCAGGAAGGGAAUGAUACUAGAGAUGAGGCUCUACCAGUGGUGAAUUAUGAAAACGAUUCAGGAGAUAAAGCAGCACCUGCAGUAUGUGGUGGGAAUAAUUCUGUGGCUGAAACACCACCAGAGAUAUCACAUAAUGGAAAUGAUUCCCAAAAAGAAACACCGUCAGUGGUGCAUGGUGGGAAUGAUUCGACACUACCUGUGAAAAUGUAUAGCAAGCUGUAUGUAGACGAAGAACCCACUGCAGUGAACGAUAGAAAUGCUUCCACCGAUGAGGUACAACCAAUGGAGCAGGUUGGGAAUGUUUCUGUUGGCACUACUAGAGUACUGCUAGAGAUGCAGGGUGAGAUUAAAUCUAAAGAUGAGGUACUGACCACGAGAGUAUUUCCACUAUGUGAUGGGAACACGCCUUGUGUAGGUGAGUUCGACACACCCAGUCAGUCCAAGGAUGUUUCAGGAGAGGCUAAAACAACAGUAGUUGAGACUGAUUUCAAUGGCAUUAGGGAUUCUAAAGAUCAGAAACAGAUAUCAAUAUCGGGUCAGAGUAAAUCUGAUAUUGACACACAAGGACCCCAACAUUCUCAAGACGAGACAUCAGAAGUACUGACAGGCCAGGUAGAAAUACCACUGAUUGGAGUAGGAAUUCCCAGGGAAGAUAUCUCACACACAGAUAUUCUACAUUCACACAGUCAGACAUCAGAGACAGUGCGUGCUCAGAUAGAAAUACCAUUUAUUGGAGUAGAAUUACCAUUCAUUGGAGUAGAGAAGGAUAGCAAGGAUUUCAUGCACCCAGAGGGGCACGACAUUCACCUGUGUCAGAAAGAGACACCAAUAUCUUCAGUGUGUCAUGGGGAUAACUUGUUUUCAGGUGAAAUGUUUAGAAUAGCUUCAAAGGGAACUGAAUCUGUCAGUAGAUGCCCAACCCCUAUCGUGGACAAUGGUUACAUUCCGAUUCCUGACAUCGACAGUGGCCGCUUGGUUAUCUGCGAUGCCGGUGGGGUCAGCAAACCCCUCAGCAGAUGCCCAACACCUACACAAGAUGAGCCACCUUUCGUUACAGAAUUGUCUUAUGUCCAUCACACACCGAAGACGUUUUCUUUGCCUGAUUCAAAAGACACCAACAGUCCCAACCUCAAUAGUGGUCUUGCUCUUAUUGAAAAUGAAAAGGCUUAUCGUGAACCACAUGAACCAAGUCUUGGUAGCAGCCCUAGCACUGUAGCGAAUAUGUUGCAUGAGUUGCGUAAAUCCAGCAACAACAAUAGCAAACCAAAUCAUCUGGAAGCCAUUGGUAAACAGUUCUCUCAAUUAUGGACUGAACCCCGCAAGAAGCCAAUCGCCACUAGCACACCUCUCAACACUCCCUAUACUUCUUCAAAGGAAAAAAACGAUUACAAUCCUUAUUCAAAUAUGCGACUUACCCCUGCUGAACAAGACCUGUAUGCUCUUUCAAGUCACGAUUCACUGCAUAGGUUCCCUGACUCCUAUCCCAAAACCCAUAGCACCUUAACACAGAAAGCAGCAUUCUCUGUGCCAUCAAUCCACCUUGAAGUCCUGUCCAAUGAAACAACAGAAAGAACAUUAACUCGGGACUUGAGUGAAAUCGCUUUGGAAGGAGACACUAACUUGUGUCCUGCCUCAACAGAGAUGAUCAUACAGUCCAUCUGUCAGAGUAUCCCAGGAGGAAGUGGACCUACAGCAGCUUCUCAGAACCUUUCAGGGCACAACUUUACUGAGCCCCAUCCAUACAGCCAACAGCUUGCCAUGGCUGUGAAUCUCUCCAAGAGUGAAGGCAGCAGAGGCGAGUACAGCUGGAAAGAAGGACAGACGAAUAUUGACCCUAUGUCUUCAGAUGUUCUCAAAAGCAAACAAACCGAUGCCCCUGUCCACUCAAACACUAAUCCUCACCCUUAUAACACACCAUAUGUCAGCGAAAUGAGGAGACAGAUUGCAAGUUUGCAAGAUUACGUUAUGGAUGAAAGUGAGGCCGUAGAGCAAGACAACAUUGAAUCUAGUCUAGAGAAAAAUUGGAUAUCAGAUGACCAACACACAAGUAAUACAUCCCAGUUGAAUAAAACAAAACUUGACUUCAUCAAAUCUUUACGCCAGUAUCAGCAAUGGGAUAAACGGGAAUUUGAUGAUGUUUUGGACUUCAGCAAGCAAGGCACUUCCUCUUCAGUCACCUUCCAGUCUGAAGAAUCAGACAAAAUAUUUACCCAUAUGGAAGAGAACAAACAGGACUGGUUAAAGUAUUGUAGGUCAGAGAGGAGUAGGAACACCUCCAAAAGCCAAAUCAAUUUGGACGAUGAGCACGAGGACGUUUCCUCAUUUGCAAAGCCAUGCCUAGUUACAGUUUUGGACCACAAAGGAAACAGAAUCACCUAUGAAAACUAUCCCGUUCUGAAACCUUCAACAAGCAUGCACACACGGACAGUUCCGAACUCAAACAGACAGGGCUCGAGCAGUUUUGUGGAGUUCUCCAAGAGGUGGGAUGAUACACACAACGCUGAUGAAUCUGACCUCACUCAGUCUUCUGUGGAUCUGGAGACCCUCAUCUUCUCAGAGAGAAUGAACCACAUGCUAAAACGUAAAAGGAAGAGUAGCAGCAGCAGGUACAACCGAUCAAGACACCACAGGUCAAAUGUAGAAGAAAGAGCUUCCUCCUGUAGCCCGGCUGUGACAGUGCACUUUUCCAGCCUGCAGGAACAGGAAAGCUCGGAGGAACACUGGGAGGGACUACCUUCACUCGCAGGGCAGAAGUUAAAAAUAGAUAUGCCUGAAAGGAAGGGUAUGCCUGGAGAAACAGACAGAGAUAUGCCACAGCAUCUUCAAAAACUCUCCUAUACAAAGGGCAGUGAGAUGACGCAUGUCAAAGUUUCAGAUCUGGUGGCGGAAAGUUUCAAGGCGUACCAUGCCAUGAUGACUGAGGUCUGUGCAGGCAGAAAGUACCCACACAGAACUGAGAGACUCAAGAGAGAAGAAGCAAAGAGGAACAGUUUGCCAAAGUCUCGAGCCCCAAGCAAAGACAAAGACUUCUGUGGUCAGAUGAAGAAGGACAUGUACGACAGCCUGCAUGAUAAUCUGAAUUCUGUUGUGAAACAGUCAUGUAAGAACAAGUUCAGGUUCUACAUACUGGUGACAUCAGAUGACCCAUUCUUCAAAGAGACAAAGGAGCUGUUAGAAGCAGAGGGACACAUAACAGUAGAAGAGUCUCAAUUCUGCCUUGGAAAGGAUACUCCCUCAUCCCCUCUAUACAUUAUCUUGAGGAACGAAGAUAUUGCUGAACACAUUUGUGAGGUCCCUCACUUGCUUGAAUUGAAGAAGUCUCAGAAUGUGUUGUUUGCUGGUAUUGACCGUCCUGAUGACAUUGUGAACCUGACUCACCAAGAACUCUUCAGCAAAGGCGGUUUUGUGGUGUUUGAGGGAGCAGCACUGGACACACUCAGUCUCAGCAACAUUAAGAAAAUGUCUGGUUUCCUGGAGGGGCUGAAUAAAAAGGGGAAGUGGAAAUGGCUCUUGCACUACAAAGACAGCCGGAAGCUGAAAGAGAACGCACGUUCUAGUGCUGAGGCACAGGGUAAAAAGAGCUUCAUGGACAUCUGCCAGGAGGCUGGAAUGGUUGAGGUCUUACCCUACCAUGAAUGUGACGUCAUUUCAAGGACACGACCCAACUACCUCCACUGUCUAAUCCGCCUGCAGGUCCAGAAUGUAUCAGCUCGUCUACCUGUAUUUAUAACUGACACAACGGCAGACAAAGCGUUUGCAAAACAUGGGAUAUUCACAAUGAAUAUUAACUCCUUCUUGCUGAUUUCUCAGAGUGACAAUUGCACUAUUUCUUAAACUGACAGGAAAGCCUGACAGAAGUCUUCAGUACAUCAAUCAAAUUUGAUUUAUAAAGCCCUUUUUAUACUGAACAAAAAUAUAAAAUGCAACAUGCAACAAUUUCAAAGAUUUUACUCAGUUACAGUUCAUGUAAGGAAAUUAGUCAAUUUAAAUUAAUUAAUUAGGCCCUAAUCUAUGGAUUUCACCUGACUGGUCAGGGGUGCAGCCAUGGCCCACCCACUUGGAAACCAGGUCCAUCCACUUGGCAGCCAGGCCCACCUACUGGGGAGCCAGGCCCAGCCAAUAAGAAUUAGUUUUUCCCCACAAAAAGGAUUUAUUACAGACAGAAAUUCAGUGUACAUUAUCAACAGCUGUCACCAAGUGAUUUAAAUGAACCUGACCCAGACUCCAAAGAGCAAGCAGAAGAACAGUGGCAAGGGAAACCUUGUAACCUCGAGAAGAACCACACACAGAAAGGGGAUGCCCCUUCACUCCAAAAUCUGCUUUUUAGGGAGUCAUUGGGAGUUUGACACACUGAUCUAAAUCAUUGUGGUGUAAGAUUAAAAUAAUUAUCUGUAAAUUGUUUAUAGCAAGGCUUUGUGUAUUGCUGUUUUAGUCUCUUUUUUGGGGGGUUCCUUAGUGUAGAUCAUUGCACUAUUUAGUAACAUUUUGUGUAGAUUUAUUUAUUCUUAAUAAUUUUCUAUGACAGGUAGAUUCUGUAUAGAUUAACGAUGACAUCCGCUUCAAUGCACAAGCUCUGUGUUAGUGUAUUUAUUUGUAUGUUUGUAAAUACAUUUAUUGCACCUUUGCGAUAAAGAAAUUGACUAAA